This is a messenger RNA of Plasmopara halstedii, 1356 nucleotides long. Its product is annotated as methionine type ii. The transcript is spliced from 2 exons. Lineage: Eukaryota; Oomycota; Peronosporomycetes; Peronosporales; Peronosporaceae. The record is from RefSeq and is a predicted model, not a curated record. The coding region runs from base 1 to 1356 and encodes 451 amino acids. Gene Ontology annotation, molecular function: metalloaminopeptidase activity. Gene Ontology annotation, biological process: proteolysis.
AUGGCAAAGCUAGAGGAGCAAGAUAUUGGGACUACCGAGGUCGAGGCCGAAGCAAAUGUGUUGGAUAAAGAACCAAGUGGUGAAGUUGCUACUUCUGAUACAAAAAGCAAGAAGAAAAAGAAGAAAAGUAAAAAGAAAAAGAGCAAAACUUCUGUGUGUGGAUCUGGCUCGAAGCUUCCGCCAUUUCGCGGUGUUCAAGGAUUUACAGACAGUUACAUAGCCAUCGGACAAACUGAUCCACCGACAAUUCCCAUAGCUCAACUCUAUCCAGAUGGUCAUUACCCUGAGGGCGAGAUUCAAGAGCAUCCUGGUGACUUGAAUACUUUUCGCAUCACUAGCGAAGAAAUGCGUGCGCGUGAUCGUGCACAAUUGGAUCUGUAUGACACCGUGCGACACGCUGCUGAGGUGCAUCGUCACGUGCGCAAGUUUGCUCAAAGUCUGAUGAAGCCUGGUGUGAAGCUUAUUGAUAUGUGCACACAGCUUGAGAAUAAAAAUCGCGAGUUGGUAGUCGAAGCCGGGUUUGAGCGGGGUAUUGGCUUUCCAACAGGUUGUUCACUUAAUCACGUUGCAGCUCAUUAUACGCCUAAUUCGGGGGACGACACUGUUCUAUCAUAUGGAGAUGUAAUGAAAGUGGACUUUGGGACACAAGUGAAUGGGCGGAUUAUUGACAGUGCAUGGACUGUAGCGUUUGAUCCUCAAUUUGACCCAUUGUUAGCAGCUGCUAAAGCGGCGACAGAAGCGGGGAUUGCAAAUGCUGGAAUUGAUGCACGACUUGGUGAGAUCGGUGCAGCAAUUCAAGAAGUCAUGGAAUCGUUUGAGGUGACGAUCAACGGGAAAACGUACCCUAUCCAAUCAAUUCGUAAUCUGAAUGGACAUUCUAUUGGUCCGUAUCAAAUCCACGCAGGCAAAAGUGUUCCUAUCGUAAAGACUGAAGAUCAGACAAAGAUGGAAGAAGGAGAGAUCUUUGCUAUCGAAACAUUCAAUACCACGGGACGCGGGUAUGUAGUAGAGGAUGGAGAGUGCUCGCAUUAUGCCAAGGCAUUUGAUGCUCCGCACGUGCCAUUGCGAUUGCCUCGCGCGAAGAAAUUAUUGGGUCAUAUUACGCGAACUUUCGGUACAUUACCGUGGUGUCGUCGAUGGAUUGAACGAGAAGAUGGUGGCUCAGCUACUCUUAAUUCCAAAGGUGCCAAACAAGAAAAGUAUUUGAUGGCGCUUAAAAAUCUUGUGGAUAAUGGGAUCGUUACGGCAUAUCCGCCGUUAGUCGAUAUCAAAGGUAGCUACACGGCACAAUAUGAACACACGAUUAUCUUGCGUCCGACAUGCAAAGAAGUGUUAUCACGUGGCGAUGACUACUAG